AUGACAGACGCAACAUCAGCCAGUCCGCCACCACUACCGCUCUCGUCCAACGCCCACGAAGACAAAUCCUCUACGGUGAUUGGGGCUAUCAUCUUCUGUUUGGUAUGGUCAACUGUAAUGGUAGGCAUGCGCCUGUGGACGCGGGGCAAGAUGAUCAAGCAGCUUGGAAUAGAUGACUACGCCUGCAUCCUAGGCUUGCUCACGACAUGUGGAUCAGCCAUCGCCAUCGGCCACAUGACAACCUUUGGUCUGGGAAGGCACAUCUCGGUCAUGAAACAGAACGAUAUUCCCCUGUACCUUCGAGACUUUUACGUUUCCAUCGUGAUGUACUGCUGCGCCCUCCUCUUCCUCAAGCUCACGUUUCUCUUCCAAUACUACCGCGUUCUGGCUGUCCAGCAUAUGCGCAUCGUUUAUCUCGUCGCCAUUUUCAUCGUCGGGGGCUGGGCCCUCUCCCAAAUCCUGGUGGGCAUCUUCAUCUGCACUCCCAUCCGCGCGUUUUGGCUCGGGGUGCCCGAUAUCGAAGGUGCCACGUGUAUUCCAAACAUACCUCAAUGGUACAUCAAUGCCGCGGGCAAUAUCGUGACGGAUGUGGCUGUUUUUGCGCUGCCUUUGCCGGCUAUGUGGAAGUUGAAGCUGGCCAAAGGUCAGAAGUAUGUGCUGAUUGGCAUUUUCAGCUUGGGGUUCUUCACCGUCAUCAUCUCCAUGAUCCGGAUCAAAUAUCUUCAACUGCACGAAGACUUCCCCUGGGAAAACGUCACGUCCUCCCUCUGGUCCGUUGGCGAGCUGACCUCGGCUAUCACUUGCGCCUGCCUGCCUACCCUCCGCCCCUUCUUGGCGACCUACUUCCCCAGAUUGGCAUCGGCCAUUGGUGGUAGCAGGGCUCAUCCCACGGGCGCUAUGAGUGCCGGCGUUGCUGUUGAUGGAACCGGCCGCAUCCGAACAGUGGAUCCCGAAACGGGCGUUUACUACGUCGGCAGAGGACAGCACUCGCGCGCCCGCAGUGGCGCGAACAAAGGUGCGGCGGUAACGGUCGAGUAUUCUGACGGGACCGGUAGUGAGGUUGAGCUGUCGCCACAGCAGACGAAGGUCAGCCUAUUCGAGGCUCAUGUGAUCUACAAGUCGGAAAGUCUAGAUGGGGUCAGUACUGUCAGUAGGGACAUUCGAUGA
Molecule: messenger RNA, 1167 nt
Organism: Podospora pseudopauciseta
Lineage: Eukaryota; Fungi; Ascomycota; Sordariomycetes; Sordariales; Podosporaceae
Exons: 3
Coding region: 1-1167 (388 amino acids)
Source: RefSeq, a predicted model, not a curated record